This is a messenger RNA of Rotaria sordida, 2835 nucleotides long. NCBI's taxonomy places the organism in Eukaryota, Metazoa, Rotifera, Eurotatoria, Philodinida, Philodinidae. The record is from the annotation of a GenBank genome assembly.
AUGCACGUGGUUGGUGUUGAUGUUGGAGGCACAAACACAGAUGCUGUCUUACUACGAAUUGAUUCUGAUCAAUCACCCAAAGUGGUGGCCACUGCGAAGACAGUGACAAGCGCAGACGUCUUUUCGGGCAUGCUUCAUGUUGUGCGACAAGUUAUCAAUGAUAUGGAGAUCGCCGCUAUCAUGGUCGGUACCACGCACUUUGUCAAUGCACUACUUCAACGACAAGGAUUGGCGAAAGUGUGCACGCUGCGUCUUUGUGGACCAGCAACACAUGCAAUUCCACCUAUGACUAAUUGGCCACAGGAUCUGAAGGAUGCAGUGAAUGGUUUAACAGCAUUUGUCUCUGGUGGCUUUUUCCUUGACGGUUCAAUAAUCACUCCAUUGGAUGAAGACGAAAUUCGUUCGCUAGUUCGUCGUGCUCUUACUCUGGAUAUUUCUUCGUUUUGUGUCUGUGGUGUUUUCUCGCCUUGUCAAAAAGAUCAAGAAGAACGUGUAGCCGAGAUUAUUCAUGAAGAAUCAUCAACUGCAUACAUUACUCUUUCUCAUGAGAUUGCUGGUCUUGGUCUGUCUGAACGUGAGAAUGCAUCGAUUCUCAAUGCUAGUCUUCGUCCAUUGGCUAUUCGCACAAUCAGAGCAUUACAAGGAAAUCUUCCACGAAGAAUUCCUCUCUUUCUCACGAAAAAUGACGGAACUUUAUUAUCAGCGGAAGAUUCAAUGCGUUGGCCUGUCUUCACUUUUGCCAGCGGUCCGACAAAUUCGAUGAUCGGUGCUGCAUAUCUCAGUGGUAUUGACAAUGGAAUUGUCAUUGAUGUUGGUGGAACAUCAAUGGACAUUGGUUUCAUUGUCAAUGGAAGACCAAGACAAACACAAGCAAAUGUGCGACUGAUUGAUGACAUUCGAGUCAAUGUCAGUGUGCCCGAUAUUGUUUCUCUACCAUUGGGUGGUGGUACAAUAAUCCAUGUCAAUGAAAAUGACGGAUCGAUCAGGGUAGGACCUGAUAGUGUUGGUUAUCGACUCGAUCAAGCAGCAUUGGCUUUUGGUGGUCAAACGAUUACUGCUACCGAUAUUGCUCUGGCUGCUGGAUUAACUUCAGGAAUUGGUCAUUCGACUGUGAAACUCUCUUCGUCAAUCGUCGAACAAGUGCUCGAUUAUAUUAAACAGUCGACAACAAGAAACAUCGAUCGUGUGAAAACAAAUGAAGAAUCAGUUCCUGUCAUCUUAUGUGGUGGUGGAUCAAUUCUCAUGGACAUCAAUCAAGCCUUUGCUGGUGUUACAGAGAUAAUUCGACCAGCUCACUAUGCCGUUUGUAAUGCUGUAGGCGCUGCUCUCUGUUCAAUAAGUGCAACAAUCGACUCGAUUGUUAAUCUUCUUCCAUCAUCGAUCGAUGGUGGAGACCAGCGCAAAAGUGAGCUCGAUCGAUUGAUUUUCGAAGCUCGUCAGCAGUGUGAGCAGAAAGGCGCUUAUCCUGAUACCAUUCAUCUAGUGGAAUUAGAACAAGUACCGUUGGCUUAUCAUACAAGUGGUCACAAACAUCGAGUACAAUUGACAGUUGUCGGACAACUGGACGUGACUAAAGUCAAACGAAAUGAACAAGAGAAAAGUGUUGAAAAGCCAUUUUUAGAGGUGGAAAAAGAGACACCCAAAGACAUCAAACCACCCAUUCAUGUUGAUCUGACAAAGAAACGACCUGUAUUCGAUGACAAUGGAGUUUGGUGUAUCGAUCCAAUCGACAUUGAAUAUAUAGCCUAUGGCACCGGAAUCCUCGGUUGUGGUGGUGGGGGCGAAUCGUAUCAUUGCAAGCUGUGGUGCCUUGAAGCUCUUCGCGAAAAGAAAUACGAAAUGCGUGUGGUGCCUCCCUCGUUCUUUCAUUCCUCGUUAGAUCUAGUAGCCGCUGUUGGCUUCAUGGGUGCACCCACCGUUUCUCAUGAGUUAUUACCGAAUGGUUAUGAAUGUUUACUAGCUGUCAAUGCUGUCGAAAAAUAUCUAUUGAAAAACAUCAGUGCUAUUUACACUGGGGAAAUCGGUGGUUCCAAUGGUCUAAUGGGUCUUCUUGUAGCAGCAAGCAAGCAAGUACCGUGUAUCGAUGCUGAUGGAGUCGGCAGAGCAUUCCCUCGACUUGAUCAAACUUUGGCCCUUAUUCAAGGUUGUUGUCCAACACCUGCAUGCUUAUGUGACGUGCGAGGAGAAACAGUGAUGUGCACAGAUACCACGAUUUCUACUGCACAACAGCUCGAAGACACUUUUAGGGAGGAAUGUACCAAAAGAGGUCUCUUUGUUGGUGUUUGUUUGCCUCCAAUAACCGGUGAAGAAUUGCAAAAAUAUGUGUUUCCUUAUAGUCUUUCUCGUGCUUGGUUUCUAGGUGAGGCCAAAUUCAAUCAUCGCUCUGAUGCUAUUCAAGCGGUAGCUCGUGCUGGUCAUGGUCGUGUACUUGUAUCCGAUGGAAAAGUGAUCAGUGUCGAACGACAUACUGCUGCUGGAUUUGCUCGAGGUCAUCUAACUAUUGAAACAGUUGGAAGAAAUCUUGUGAUCGAUUUUCAAAAUGAAAAUCUUAUAGCACGCUUUGACGAUGGAGAAAUUCUAGCUACUGUACCCGAUUUGAUCACACUCGUCGAACAAGACUCUGCUGAACCGGUAUCGACCGAAACGAUCAAGUACGGUUAUCGUGUCUCGGUACUCGUUCUUCCAGCACCCGAAGCAAUGACUACACCGCGCGCCCUUGAAACUGUGGGUAUUAAAGCAUUCGGUUAUGAUCUUCCUAACUACGAAUACAUUCCAUCGCAUGCACCAAUCAAUUCUGUUUGGGAUGUUUUCUAUAAAAAGGACAUUGAUGUUUAA